UUGUUCCCUGGCACGUCCAAGGAAGCGGAGGAUCGUCGUCUCGAUCAGAAACGAUGGCCACGCAACAACGACGGGAGAAGUCCCGGGUAUCAAGUCGGAAGAAAGGGUCUUCGCGCCGAGCGGCGAAGGAUAACUACUUCGACAUUCAAAGCUUUGGCGACGACGAUGCGUCGCACGGGAUGCUGCAGGCCGACCUUCGGCGCAGCGUGAUGCGCCUGGACAAUGGCCAGAAUGGCGGCGUAUUUGAACGUCUUCAGCGGCUCCUUGGGUUUCAACCAGCGAGCGUGCGAAACCAAAAGGAGCACAUGGCCGUGCUGCUCGCGAACAAGCAGUUUCGUUUGGCCCAGAAGGGGUGCGCGGACCCGCCCGGCGACGCGCUCAAGCAGCUCCACAAGCAAGUGUUCUUGAACUACACGAAGUGGUGCCGCUUUCUAAGCAUCAAGCCCAAGUGGGUGUCGGACCUGGAAACGCAGGCUGCGCUGUUCUUCCUCAUCUGGGGGGAAGCCGGCAACCUGCGCUUCAUGCCCGAGUGUCUGUGCUUCUUGUACCACCAAAUGGCGACCCGUCUGGAAAAGCUCGAUACGGCGCAUCAAAAGCCCGAGUUUGCCCCGGCGGACAAUGCGUUCUUGAACUUUGUGGUCAAGCCCAUGUACACGGUCGUGGCCAAAAUGAACCCGAGCCUGCAGAAGAAGAAGUCCAAGAUUUCGCCUCUGGACCACAAGAACGUCACCAACUACGACGACGUGAACGAGUUCUUCUGGAAGCCAGAGUGUCUCCGCUUUGACGAGACCAACGUCGCGCGCGCGUUCGAGCACCGCGAGGCCAAGACGUUCAAGGAGCGCCGGUCGCUUCUGAACCCAUUCCUGGCGUUCUACCGCAUCUUCUUCUUCCUCCUCGUCAUGCUCCAUGUGCUCAUUGCGAUCUCGUACGUGGCCGUGAAGAGCCGCAGCGAAAAGACCAAGGGGUUCGAAAUGUACAACAACAUGUUCAGUUCGAGUAUCUCGAACCUGCGCAACCAGGCCUUCCUCAGCGUCGGCAUUACGUACGCCGGGCUGUCCGUGUUCAAGGUCAUUUUGCAGGUGUGGAUCGACGGCGUGCUCAUCUUUAGCCACAAGGCGUACGCGGCCGCGUUGUACUGCCGCAUAAUGUGGCACGCGGCCUUCCUGGGGGUGUUUACUUGCUUUGUGACGUCGCCAAACGAAAAGGUUCCCGUUCUGAACCAGACGUUUCUGCAGUCUGGCGCCAUGAUCACGGGCAUUUACGCGCUCCCGGUCGUGGUCGCGGCGCUGCUGACCAUGUGCAAGAGCGUCACGGCCAAGUGGUCGUGGCUAAACGUGCUCCAGGGCACCCGCGACCAGUACAUUGGCCGCGAUAUGGGCCAAAAGUUGGGCGAUUUUGCCAAGUACAGCGUGUUUUGGGGGCUGCUGUUUGGGCUCAAGUUCCUCUUCAAUAUUGAACUCAUGAUCCGCCCGCUUGUGAUUCCCAGCAUCGAACUGUUCGACUUGGACGUGGUCGAGAAAAAAGGACUGGUGCCGGGGUAUCACAAUCUCGCGUUUAUCAUUGCGUUGUGGGCGCCCAUGAUUUUGGUGUACAUGUACGACACCCAGAUUUGGCUCGCCAUCUUCCAAUCGAUUGUCGGGGGUUAUAUGGGUAUCCGGAUGAAAAUCGGGCACUCGUCGCGCGUGAACCAGUUUAUGGCCCGCCUCAAGGGCGCGCCAUCGCUGUUUGACAAGAAGAUUGUGUCGUCGGUGGCGCGCGGGAUUCUGACGGGCGGCGACGCCAAGCUGAGCUCCCCAGAGACCCAGGCGCGGCUGCGGUUCUCGGUGGUCUGGAACGAGUGUGUGAGCAGCUUUCGGCUAUCGGACCUGAUUGAUCACCGCGAGUCGGCCAUCUUGCAGUACCAGAUUUCGUCAUCUGGGCAGGUGGAUGACCCGAUCUUUUUGCUGGCGGGCAAGGCGUCGACGGCGUGCGACGUGAUUGGGAAGGCUGGCAAGUGGAGCUCCAAGCUGCAAAAGACGCUCGAGAAGGAUGGGCUGUUGGACGUGGCCGCCAACUCUGCGCAGCUGGGGAUGCAAAUCCUGCAGAAAUUGCUCGGGAACGACGACUCUGCGCUGGACGUGCUCUCAUUUGUACUGGACAACCCCCGCGAAGCCCUGCAACGAGCCAACAUGACCCACGUGCCCCAGUUGCGCGAGAACGUGGUGGAUCUGCUGGCGUGUCUGCUCGACAUGCCCGAGCCGUCCGACGACAACGGCGGCGUCGAAGUCCUCCGGGAACUCGUGGUCGUCGUGACGGAGCGCGUGCAGCAUCUGUUUGCGACGCUCGAGCAGGUGCUGCCUAUCGAUUGGGUGGUGCAGAAGCUGCAGACGUCGGCAUUUAUCCGGUCGAGUCCGGAUAAAUCAUACCAGCUGCACCUGAUGGCGGCGCUGUUUGCAGAUGACGACGCGGACGACGGUGCCCGGGUGUCGACGGGGUCGGCGGACAGCACCAUGGCGUUCUGCACGCGGCUGUUCUUUUUGCUCACACUCGACAUUGCCGACGCGUUGCCGCGGUGUGCCGAGGCGCAGCGUCGCAUGAGUUUCUUCCUCAACUCGCUAAAUAUGGCGAUGGCCCAAGUGGACGCGAUCCAGUCGAUGCAGUCAUUCUCUGUGGUCACACCCUACUACAACGAACCAGUGUUGUACUCACUGGAAGAAUUGAACGGCCGGGUGGACUUGAACCCGUUGUUUCGCAAAGUCGAAGAGAAGGCGACCAAGAACAAGGUGGGCCGCGCCGACUUAAGCAUUUUGAAGUACCUGAUCACGCUGCACCCGGAAGAAUGGGAGAACUUUCUGGAGCGAAUGAACGCGACGACGAUGGACGAAGCGCUGGUGAUGUCUCCCAUCCAGGUGCGGCUGUGGGCGUCCAUGCGCGGGCAGACGCUGGCGCGCACGGUCCACGGCAUGAUGCUGUACGAGGACGCCAUCAAGAUGCUGCGGUGGCUCGAGAUUGGCAGCGACCAAGCGAUCUCCCACGACAACAAGAUCCAGCAGAUGGAGCACAUUGUCGGCAUGAAGUUUUCGUACAUUACGUCGUGCCAGAUGUACUCUGAGCAGUGCCAGCAGAACGACCCCCGCGCCGCCGACAUUGACCUGCUCAUGCGCAAGUACACCAACUGGCGCGUGAGCUUCGUGGAGGCGGUGGAUGGCGACCGGUUCGACUGCGUGCUCGUCAAGUCGGACGGCGACGAGAUUGUCGAAGUGUACCGGUACGAGCUGCCGGGGCACCCGAUUGUGGGCGAAGGCAAGCCCGAGAAUCAGAACAUUGCGCUGCCAUUCACCCGCGGCGAGUACCUCCAAACCAUCGACAUGAACCAGGAGCACUACUUUGAGGAAGCGUUGAAGAUGCCCAAUUUUUUGGCGUCGGGCCGCGGCGCGCAGAUCAUCGGCAUGAAGGAGCACAUUUUCACGGCCAAGGCUUCGUCUCUGGCGCGGUUCAUGACGCUGCAGGAGCUCGUGUUUGUGAGUCUGACGCAGCGCGUGAUGGCGAAUCCCCUGCAAACGCGCAUGCAUUACGGGCACCCGGAUGUGUUUGAUAAGCUGUACAUCAUGACCAACGGCGGCGUGUCCAAAGCAUCCAAGGGCAUCAACCUGAGCGAAGAUGUGUUUGCUGGGUACAACUGCGCUCUGCGGGGCGGAAAGGUCAUCCACUUGGAGUUUAUGCAGUGCGGCAAGGGGCGCGAUGUGACUCUGAGCCAGAUCAAUGCAUUUGAAGCCAAGUUGGCCAACGGCAGCGCCGAGAGCUCCCUCGCCCGCGACGCCCAUCGCAUGGGCACGGGUAUGGACUUCUUCCGCCUCAACGCCAUGUACUAUUCGCACAUGGGGUUUUACAUUGCCAACUUUAUGACGGUCGUGUGUGUGUACGUGUACGCGUACUCGAAACUGUACGUGGCCCUGCACCCAGAGGUGCAGCUCGAAGUGAUCAAGGUGUCGGCCGACUUUGACAACCUCGCCCAAGUACUCAACACGCAGUUUAUCUUUCAGUUUGGGAUGCUCAUGACGAUCCCCCUCAUGGCGACGCUUGUGGUCGAGAUGGGGAUCCGCCAAGCAGUACUCAACUUUUUGGAGCUCCUGAUCACGCUCGGGCCCGUGUUUUACAUUUUUGAGACGGGGACCAAGGCGCAUUUCUAUGACGUGGCAAUCCAGCGAGGGGGGUCCAAGUACCGCGGCACGGGGCGCGGGUUUGCGAUCACGCGCAGCACGUUUGUGAGCUUCUUCAAGGAGUACGCGGCUUCACAUUACCGCAAGGCACUGGAGCUCAUGGCGCUCACCGUGUUGUUUGGCGUGUACGGGACCUUUGACUUUGGCGUGGGCGCGUACAAAGAGUACUGCUAUCCCAACGCUGUGUGUGUGGACAACGUGCCGCUGUACAUUGAAAACCUUAACUCGUUCUCGGACAAGCCGCAGUCGUACGGCGCUGCGUCGUUUGCCGUGUGGCUGCUGGUUGUGUGCUGGAUGAUGGCGCCAUUCCUGUUCAACACGGAUGGCUUUGACUUUAGCAAGACACGGGUGGACGUGGCCAACUGGUUUGCAUGGCUCGCGACGAGCCCGUCGUCGGACGACUUGAGCGUCGAGUCGGACUCGUGGCUGGCGUGGUGGAAGUCGGAAACCGACUUGUACAAGAACAUCUCGUGGACGUCCCGCGUGUCGUAUGCCCUGCGCGAGUUUCGCCAUGUGCUGGUGGUGUACUACAUCUUUACGCGGGACUUCGAGCCCAAGGACUCGUGGCUGCUGCUAGCCGCGACGGGCGCGAUCGCCAUCGCCCUCUGGGUCGUCGGGUCUAUCUCGACAAUGUGUUUUGGCAACAAGGGCCGCAUGUACAGAGGCAUGUUGUACGUGUUUGUGGCCGUGGGCGGGUCCAUUGGCGGCAUCAUCUUGCUUGGGGUGCUCUUCAACUGGGGCACGAUCGGGUCGAAGCACUACAGCUUCUUCUUUUCUACGUUUGCAGGGCUGUACACGAUCCUCCAGUACUUUGUCUUGUUGAACGGAGUGCUGGGGCUGCCACUGUCCAAGUGGGGCCUCGUCCAGCAACUGGGGUACCUCUUUGACGCGUUGCUGGGCGCGUUGCUGCUGAUCCCGCUCGUCGUGCUCUCCGCCAUCCCGUUCAUGGCGACCAUCCAGACCCGCAUGAUGUACAACGAAGGCUUCUCCAAGGCUCUGUCCACGGGCGGCGAGUACGCGGCGACCAUCAGCAUGUUUACUGGUAUCUUUGGUGGGUUCACGCACGGAUGGCUCACGUGCGCGGCCUUCUCGCUCGGGUACAUCAACGAACACAGCUUCAACAUGGUCAACCAGUCGUUCAAGUACUUUUUGGAGGCGGACUUGCCCAAGGGGUCGUCGCUGUCGGCCGAGUUUCUCAAGGCGAAUCUGUCCAUGUUUGGCGGGAUCGCGUCCCUGGUGGGGGUCGCGCUCGCAUGUUUGCUGUGCUUUGCGCUGGGGCGCCGCCUCUCGAUCAUCGUGUCGGGCGUGGUGGCGCUGGGGGGCGUCGCGGUGUUGGCGGCGUCGUCCACGUCGGGCAUGCUGGUCGUGGUGGGUCUGUGCGUGGCCUCUGGCGGAGUUGCCAUGCUCGGCAUCUGCGUGUGCCUGUACAACUAUGAGAUUUGCACGCAAGACUGGAAGUGCAAGUCGAUUGUCAUGUUUGUGUUUGGCAGUGCGAUCGGGUACUUCGUCGAGUCGCUGCUGCUGUACAAGAUGAACUAUGCGCAGCUGGACGAAGACUGGAGCUCCAAGCCGUCGAACGUGUGGCGCACCCACUUUAUCUACGGCGCGGUGCCGCUGCUCCCGCUCGUCCUCGGCGCCUUCUUCCUCCCAGAGAGCCCCGUGUGGCUGUACCGCCGAAAGCAAAAGAAGGCGGCCGAAGCCACCCUCGUCCGCCUCCGCCAAAAGCACGAUGUGCUCGUGGAACUGGACGACUUGAAGCUGUCCAUCUGGCCCAAGGACGCGCCCAGCAUGCCGGUCCGCGUGGUGCUGACGGUGGCGCUGCAGAUCAUGUACGGCAUCGCCAUGUCCAACUCGAUCCUGCGCCGCGUGUCGGUGCAAGUGGCGCAUAAUGGCGAGGGAUUGCCGGCAUCCCCUUGGCAGUGGCGGUUUGGGCUCAUGCUCCUGCUGGGGACGAUGAUCGGGCUGUUCAGUAUCGACGGACUCCGGCGCAAGACGCUGCUCAAGGACAUUUUGCCCAUCGUGGCUGGUAUGGCCAUUGCUGCGCUGGCGCUAGACAAGAUCAAGUCGAGCGUGGCCAGUUCGUUUCUGGACGUGGUGCUGUUUGUGUUGUACUUUACGGUCGCGUUUAGCUUGGCCACGUGUACGUGGCUGACUGCGAUUGAGCUUUUCCCCGCGGGCUGCCAGCUGCGCUUUGUUGCGGUGUCGUUUAUGGCGUAUUACGGUGCGCAGACGGUCGUGUUUGCAUUGCGUCCGUCGUUCCUAGUGUGCAACAUUGCGCUGGCGGUACUGGCGCUGGUCGUGACGGCGUUCCUGCUGCUGUUUUGCGCGAGUAACCAGCACGGCGCGAUCCAGCUCAAGCGGGAAAAGGUGAGCGAGCGAGCGGCCAUCAAGGCCCAGGAGGACGACGACGCGGCCAACGCUAGAACGUCGCGGUCGCACUCGUUUUUGCGCGCGCGGGGCGGAUCCACACGGCGGUCGUCCAUCAAGACGCCCCUCGGUCAAGACGAGUACAAGGCGUUUGAGUCCCCCCACAACAGCAUGGCGCCGCAGACCAAGCACCACCAGCGUCGCCAUGCCUAACAUUUCUAAUCCAUAUAUCCUACUAAUACUUUGAAGUAUUCAAUCGAACUAGUAACGUAAAAGUCCAAUUUAAGGU
This is a messenger RNA of Aphanomyces astaci, 6855 nucleotides long. RefSeq lists its product as hypothetical. Gene Ontology annotation, cellular component: 1,3-beta-D-glucan synthase complex; plasma membrane. The transcript is spliced from 4 exons. The record is from RefSeq and is a predicted model, not a curated record. The coding region runs from base 54 to 6779 and encodes 2241 amino acids. Gene Ontology annotation, biological process: transmembrane transport; (1->3)-beta-D-glucan biosynthetic process. Gene Ontology annotation, molecular function: 1,3-beta-D-glucan synthase activity; transmembrane transporter activity. Lineage: Eukaryota; Oomycota; Saprolegniomycetes; Saprolegniales; Verrucalvaceae.